Messenger RNA from Acanthochromis polyacanthus (spiny chromis), 617 nucleotides. Its product is annotated as nicotinamide riboside kinase 2-like. Lineage: Eukaryota; Metazoa; Chordata; Actinopteri; Pomacentridae. The record is from RefSeq and is a predicted model, not a curated record. Bases 82 to 606 code for a protein of 174 amino acids. The transcript has a single exon. Gene Ontology annotation, cellular component: cytoplasm.
UUCUUCCACGUCCGAUCACUCCCGACCCGGUUUUUGUUGAAGUUUUUGACCUUUUUUCCGAGCUUUGACCAAUCCAAGAACAUGAAGUACAUCAUCAGCAUCAGCGGCGUAACCGAUGGAGGGAAAACCACCCUCACCAACCACCUGAUCAAGAACCUGCCCAACUGCUGCGUGGUCCAACAGGAGGACUUCUUCAAGCCCCAAGAUCAGAUUGAAGUUGGUGAAGAUGGCUUUAAGCAGUACGAUGUCAUCACUGCUCUGGACAUGGAUGCCUUGAUGAGUAUGAUCUACGUGUUGCUGGAAAACCCGGUGAAGUUUGAGAAGUCUCCUGGCGUUAAUAACACCCUGGACACAGAGAUCAUCCUGAAGUUCGACCACAAGGAGGAGGAGGAGGAGACUCACAUCCUCAUUGUGGAGGGCUUCCUGCUUCACACCUACAGGUCUUUGAUCGAUGUGCUAAACCAACGUUACUUUAUUUCCAUCCCAUAUGAAGAAUGUAAAAAGAGGAGGUGCUCUAGGAAGUCCACGGUGCCAGACCCCCCCGACCUGUUCGAUGGCCACGUCUGGACCAUGGACCUGCAACACAAGAACAUCUGCUCACUGUGAAAGAUUAUUGA